AUGAUAAUAAACAUCACCAUCAUAUGGGACAUGCCAGUCAAUACUGAUAGAAUUAUAACAGCGAACAGACCAGACAUAAACGUUAAAGAUUCAAUGAAUUCCACCUGCAAACUGAUUGAUAUUACUGUUACAUCAGAUAGAAACAUUGCACUGAAGGAAAUUGAAAAGAAAAGCAAGUACAAAGACCUUACCUAGAACAAGAAAUACAGAGAAUGUGGCAUAUGAAAACCGUACUGAUCCCUGUGGUUGUUGGUGUGUUUGGUACAGUAAAGAAGGAGAUGGUAGAAAACAUCAAGAAAGCCAUGAGAGUGAGCUACUGUAACAGAGGUCCAAAAGAUCUGCAUGCUGGGAUCUGCGCGAAUCCUCAGCUAAAAAAAAAGAAAGGUGCUUAGUGUAGAAUGACAGGACUAUAGCAGCUAAUAUGCCGGCUAAAGAACAAGAAGGAUAAAAGCUGCCUUCUCAUUGACAUGACUAUAACCCUGGACACCAACACCUCAGUCAAAACCACGGAAAAGCUUACCAAAUACAAAGACUUGGAAAUCGAGGUUGAGAGAAUGUGGGGGCUCAAAACAACAACAGUUCAGGUGGUUAUGGGAGCCCUUGGUACCAUCAAGAAGGACAUGGAAAACUACUCCAACAAAAUCCCUGGCAACAUCAACAUAUAUGAACUUCAGAAAAUAACUCUCCUUUCUUCAGCCCACCUUCUCUGGCGGGUCCUCUCAAUCAAG
Messenger RNA from Porites lobata, 728 nucleotides. The record is from the annotation of a GenBank genome assembly. NCBI's taxonomy places the organism in Eukaryota, Metazoa, Cnidaria, Anthozoa, Scleractinia, Poritidae.